Messenger RNA from Saxophila tyrrhenica, 2379 nucleotides. RefSeq lists its product as uncharacterized. The record is from RefSeq and is a predicted model, not a curated record. The coding region runs from base 1 to 2379 and encodes 792 amino acids. NCBI's taxonomy places the organism in Eukaryota, Fungi, Ascomycota, Dothideomycetes, Mycosphaerellales, Extremaceae. The transcript is spliced from 2 exons.
AUGGCCUCUCUCACGCCGGAGCAGAUCAGACGAUUGUUGUCGGCGGGCAGUCUUACCGUGGAACAUGUCUCCAUGACCCCGGAGACAAGAGCCUUCCUAUCUCAACCGCACCGCAUGGGACACGUCGCUCUCGAGCAGUCUACCCACCAGAGCCCCUCAGCUCAAGCUCCCCACGCAAGUUCCACGGGUCCGAAAGCACCGCAAUACGUCCCUCUGCAAGCAGAUCGUGAGAUCAGGGUCCUCAUUGUGAAGAAAGGCACCGGGAGCCAGCGUCUUCGAUGUUCUCUCGAACGCCGUCCCUUGAUCGGCGAUCUCCCAUACGAAGCACUGUCCUACACCUGGGGUGCGCCUAUGCGGACCCGCUACUAUGACAAGAACUUGGCAGGUAACCGGCACGAACGUAGUCCAGAGUCGUACCUGGCGGCGUUGAUUGGCGGCUAUGUGUGGAGUGCUUCCAACGGAAACGCCAGGCCUGAUACGCAACUGGAAGAUUUCGACGAGAGCGCACUUGCAGAGCCGCAGAAGGUCAUGAUUGAUGGGGUGAAAUGCGAUGUCACUGGCAAUCUUGCUUCAGCGCUGUUGCAGUUACGAGUACCUAGCGAAGACCGCGUGCUAUGGGUGGAUGCUGUCUGUAUUAACCAGUCUGACAUCCAAGAGAAGUCCGAACAAGUCAGUUUCAUGGACACAAUCUACCAGCGGUGCGAGACAGUUCGCAUCUGGCUCGGACCUGCUGCGGAUGGAAGUGACGUUGCCAUGCAGCUCAUCGAGCUUCUCUGGGCCUGGAAAUGUGAAUGUACCGAUGGAGUAUCGAUGCUCACAGAUUCCCCCACGCCGGAGAUGCUAUCCACAAUCGAAGACCUGACCAUACUCUUGAUGCGGCCAUGGUUCACGCGCCGUUGGACUGUUCAAGAGCUGGCAUUCGCGAGCAAGGCGGUCGUUCAUUGCGGUGCGAGGUCCGUCGAAUGGCAGAAGAUGGCGUAUGCGAUUUCAUUUCUGAGAGAUCACAGACUUGAGAUCAAUUACCUGCGGAUCAAGAACUUACACAUGGCUGUUUCGCCUACCUUGUAUCGCAGAGGGUACCUGCAGACUCUUGCAGCGGAAACAUCGCUGUUUGUCUGCGAGAAGAUCAUUCGAGCAAACCCUGUUCCUGGGCAGCAAGUCGAAAGGUUGGCCGAUAUCGAGACACUGGUCUGCGGUUUGCAUGCUCUGCAAGUCUCAGCGGAGUAUCCGCACGACACUAUUUACGCUCUUCUUUCGCUAGCGAACGAUACCACCAAUGCGCCCGACCGAUGGUACACCGAUUACGCCAAGCCUGCAUCCGACCUGUUCAUCGAGUUCGUGGAAUGGGCCAUCGAGAUGAGCGGGAGUUUGAACGUCAUCUGCCGUCCAUGGGCACCGAGUGGUGAAGGUCUGACGCUACCAACUUGGAUCCAGCGACACCACCCCUCAGCUACACGCCACGAAGGUGGUGGAGAUAGAGAGCAGGGCCGCGAGAGCCUUGUCGGACUGGGCAAGAAGACUAGGUUCAACGCAUCUAAGAACAUACCUGCUGCUGCCGAGAUGGUGGAUGUUGAGGGACUUGGCAAGACGCUUGGAGUGUAUGGGUUCAAGGUUGACGAAAUCGUGGAAGUAUCUCCGGUGGCUCACCUAGGCUUGCCAGUCGCGUGGAAAGAUCUCGUACUAAGCCAAAAGUUUACCUUGCCUGAACAUACGCCAGCGAUUGUCCCAGAGGAGGGAGCGGAAAAUGGAGGUAUCAAAAAGAUGUGGCGCAAGUUCCACCGCAAGCACGAUCGCGGCAGCAGGAGCAUUGCCACUAAUGUCGAAGAAAAGGACACACGCCAGGAGAGCUACGCCAACCUUGCCGACAUCCUGGUCGCUGGUCAGGCAGGCGUCGAUAGACUCACUCGUGCGCUCCGCGGACAGAUGUGCGAAGCACUCUUCGCUGACACCAGCCCAUACCGGCACAAUGAAGAAGUCAUCGAUAUCCUAGAAGUUCGAGGAGAAGCAUCUCCCGCACCCUUGUACCCUCCUGAUAGCGAGACGCCAUUUCCGACACAGUAUCUUCACGAGUUUCUACGUCGCAUUGAGUCGUGCACUCGAAACAGAGCGCUCGCACGCACGAGCAGCGGCAAGCUGGCGCUGGUCGAUCACCUGGUCGAGCCUGGAGAUCACAUGUGCAUCCUGUUCGGAUGUGAUGUACCGGUUGUUUUGAGACCACGGCCUGCGUUGGAUGCCGGCGUGCAGGCAGCGGCGGUGUCGCUUUUCGACUUUCGAGGGGAGGCGUAUGUCCCCGGUAUCAUGGAAGGGCAAGCGGUGUCGGCGAUGCAAGAGGCCGAACGGCAUGAGGCUCCGACGACCACGAGAUACCUGUUGCGCUGA